Messenger RNA from Striga asiatica, 2921 nucleotides. Lineage: Eukaryota; Viridiplantae; Streptophyta; Magnoliopsida; Lamiales; Orobanchaceae. The record is from the annotation of a GenBank genome assembly.
UCUUCUUGUCACUUUAGUAGAAGUCUGUCCACUUUCACUUGUGACGAAGAACAUUUUUUUAUGAACUUGAUCUAUUUAUGGCAUGUAAAUUGUUUUUUGAAUGGAGCCACAAAGUAUGGCGAAUGUUUUCAAACGCAUGUUUGAUUUCAUCAUGGCCCAAAGAGAGAGACAACAAAGAUGCAAUUUAUUUAAUAAAAGCUAAAAUAAAUUGACUUUAAAAAUCGAGAAAUAAACGAAAUUAUUAGUUAGUUAAUAAAUCAAUUUCCUCAUUUUUUUGUUUUCCGAAUUUCCAAACUCACCGAGUCACUGCACUGAAUUGAAAGGGACCGCCGGCCACCGCACAACCGCCGUCGACCACCAGCUUCCCCGCUGCAGCACUUCCCAAUGGCUGAAUUCCUUGACCUGGAAACGCAGGACUCCGUCCGCAUGCCGUGGAACGUCCUCCCCGGCACGAAAGUCGACGCCGCGAAAUGCGCCAUCCCGAUCUCUGCCGUCUACACUCCCUUAAAACCCCUGCCGGCGUCCACGCCGCUCCUCCCCUAUUCACCGCUCCGGUGCCGCAGCUGCCGAUCCGUGAUCAACCCGUUCUCGAUCGUCGAUUUCUCCUCGGUGAACAAGAUAUGGAUCUGCAGCUUCUGCCUCCAGCGCAACCACUUCCCGCCGCACUACCAGUCCAUCUCCGAUCAAAAUUUACCGGCGGAGCUCUUCCCGCAGUACACGACGAUUGAGUACGAGACCACCGCCCCGAACGAGAAGCCGCCGGCUGGGAGCAGUAACGUGUUUUUGUUUGUUGUGGAUACUUGCGUCAUUGAGGAGGAAUUGGGUUUUUUGAAGUCUGCGCUGUUGCAGGUGUUGGGAAUGGUGCCCGAAAAUUGUUUGGUUGGGUUGAUUACUUUUGGGACAUAUGUGCAUGUCCAUGAACUGGGAUUUGGGCAGAUUCCAAAGGUUCACGUGUUCAAGGGGACAAAGGAGGUUAGCAAGGAUCAGUUGUUGGAGCAGAUGGGCUUCUUUUCAAAAAGGCCAAAGCCAACUACGGGUGUGAUUGCAGGGGUGAGAGAUGGACUAUCACAGGAAAGCAUUGCAAGGUUUUUGUUGCCUGCCUCCGACUGUGAGUUCGUUCUGAAUUCGAUCUUAGAGGAGCUUCAAAAGGAUCCAUGGCCGGUUCCAUCAGAUCAACGGGCUGCUAGAUGUACUGGGACUGCAUUAAGUUUGGCUGCCCAUUUGUUGGGAGUAUGUGUUCCUGGUUCGGGAGCUAGAAUCAUGGCAUUUUUGGGUGGGCCGUCAACAGAAGGGCCAGGAGCUAUAGUUUCUAAAAAUCUGUCUGAGCCUAUUCGUUCUCACAAAGACUUGGACAAAGAUUCUGCUCCGCACUACCACAAAGCAGUGAAGUUUUAUGAAGGACUUUCUAAACAACUAGUUCAUCAGGGCCAUGUGCUAGAUGUUUUCGCUUGUUCCCUUGAUCAGGUAGGAGUUGCUGAGCUUAAAGUAGCAGUUGAGAAAACUGGAGGACUUGUUGUUCUUGCUGAAAGUUUUGGCCAUUCAGUUUUUAAGGAGUCGCUAAGAUGUGUUUUUCAAUCUGGCGAUCAUGAUCUGGGAUUGUCAUCAAAUGGUAUAUUUGAGAUAAACUGCUCAAAGGAUAUCAAAAUUCAAGGAAUUAUUGGACCCUGUGCAUCACUUGAUAAGAAAGGUCCUUCCUGCUCUGAAACUGUCAUUGGACAAGGAAAUACUACUGCGUGGAAGUUGUGUGGCCUUGACAAGACUACUUCCUUGUGUAUUAUAUUUGAUGCUACCAAGAAAGAGAGCCCAGAUUUUAUUACUCCGGCAGCCAACAACCAGUUUUAUUUCCAGUUUCUGACAUAUUAUCAGCAUGGCAGUGGACAAAUGAGACUUCGUGCCACUACUCUUUCUAGAAGAUGGGUUGCUGGACCUGGAACUAAAGAGGAUCUUAUAUCAGGAUUUGACCAAGAAGCAGCAGCAGUGGUAAUGGCACGCCAGGUUUCUACCAAAAUGGAAACUGAGGCUGAAUUUGACCCUAUAAGAUGGCUGGAUAAAUCAUUGAUACACAUAUGUUCUCAAUUUGGGGAGUACCAGAAGGAUAGUUCAUCUUCUUUUAGUUUGUCUUCGAGACUAUCGAUAUUUCCUCAGUUCAUGUUUCAUUUAAGGCGUUCACAAUUCGUUCAGGUCUUCAAUAACAGUCCGGAUGAGACAGCAUACUUUAGAAUGAUACUGAACAGAGAAAAUGUUUCUAACUCUGUCGUUAUGAUUCAACCGUCUUUGAUUUCCUACUCUUUCCAUUCCGCACCAGAACCUGCUCUUCUUGAUGUGAUUUCCAUUGCUGCUGAUAGAAUACUUCUCUUGGAUUCGUAUUUCACUAUUGUUGUAUUUCAUGGAUCCACUAUUGCACAAUGGCGAAAAGCUGGAUAUCAUGAACUGCCCGAACAUCAGGCAUUUGCAAACUUGCUACAAGCUCCACGUGAUGAUGCAAAUGCAAUAAUGAGAGACAGAUUUCCAGUACCUCGCCUUGUAAUCUGCGAUCAACACGGUUCUCAGGCCCGUUUUCUGCUAGCAAAAUUGAAUCCUUCAGCUACUUACAAUUCCGAUACUCCAGCUGUCCCGGGAGGCGACAUAAUAUUCACUGAUGAUGUCAGCUUUGAGGUCUUCUUAGAUCAUCUUCAGCGUUUGGCAGUUCAAUAGAAUCUCUCUUUACGAACAUUUGCUGAGGUUAGAUAGCAUAAUCCAUUUUGUAACUCGCAUUCUCUGGAGUGUACAGUUAUUUAUAUGAACAUCUGCAUCUCAGUCAGUUUAUUUGUGAUGGGCCUGUAAGUUUUCUUGUGAUCCUAAUAAGGUAUGAUAUGAACACAUGGUUUUUUUUUGCUAUGUGGAUCACUUUAUUUUUCGUCUCAAAUCUUCCUCAAGAGGAG